UUGGGCGGCCUGCCACAGGAAAUCACGCAGUUUCAAGUGCCUGAUGUUGUUCCCCAGGCGGGCAGGGUGACGGUGUGGCCGUGGUAGGUUUGUCACUGUACCCCUGUGAGAGCCGGGAGUAAGGAUAUAAAGGCAGGGAAAGUGCCCAUCUCAGGCUGCAGCACCCUGAUGUCAUGUCUGGGCCAUCAGGUUUGUGGUGCUCCAGCUGGGUGGGCUGUGAGGUAGCAGCCACCACACCGGUUAGCCCUCUGCCAUUUAGUUCUCUGUGGAGAAUGUGCUAGGCCUGGUGAAAUAAACCUGAGAAUGAGUUCAGGCUUAAGGACACACACUAGUCCAUAAUGCUCAUGAGACAUCUGCCCUUAGCACAGAUCUCCACUCCUGUUUCGUCAGUUCAAGGAAGGCUGUACUGCACUGAGCUGAGCAAAAGGCUGCCAGGAUGGCUAAGGAUGUCCUGUAGCAUGGCUGUUGAAGAGGACUGGUUUUUGGAAGAAAAAAGAUUCAAGCAGUACUGUGAAGAAUUUGUUAAGCAUUCACAGCAAAUAGGGGAUGGCUGGGAGUGGAGAACUACCAAGGACCUUGGUGAUGGUUAUCUCAGUAAAACACAUUUCCAAGUAACAAAUAAAAGCAUCUCACCAGAUCUCAAGAAGAAAAAUGAUAGCAUUGAACAAAUGUUGCUUACGCAUGUUGAAGAAUCUUCGGAUGAUUCUCAAGUAGCUGGAGUCUGUGCAACAGAAGAAGUAAUUCGCUAUGAAUAUCAUGUCUUGUAUUCCAGCAGCUACCAAGUACCUGUGCUUUAUUUUAGGGCUUGCUUUUUAGGUAAGACCCAUUUUCUGUUAGACAGUAAUGUAGAAAAAAUGUCAGAUGCUAUAGAUGUUAAAAACUCAAAUUUUAUAUUAAGCAGAGAAACAGAGUAAUGAUCAUGUGUAAUAAGAAAGUAAGAGAUGAGGCUGUUCACCAGUAAAUUUUGUAAUACUCCAGACAGAGAGCUUCAGGACCUUGGAAUAGAUGAUAUCAUCUCAGCCUGAAGGAGGCUGAACUUUGGCUCCUGGCAUCUUGCCUGUGGUUGACUAAAACUACUGGUCAUUUUUCUUGCUCUGUUCUUUAAAUGAAUACAAAAACCUUAAAGCUGCAGGUCUGAAUUUGGCUAUGAAAUAAGUGGACAUAAUUACAGUGCUUCAGCAGAACUGUGUCUGUGUCUCUGAAGCCUGAAUUUGAGUCCCAAGGCUGGGGUCUAAGUAUACCUUUAAAUAUGUCUGUUGUUUUCCAUUUAACUUUGCUCAUUUAAAAAAAAAAUUAAAAAAUAGUAGUGAUAAAGUAUUGCCUUUUUCUCUCUAUGAAAACUGUUUUUUGAAACUAACAGAUAUUUUUUCCUCCUAAAAUGUACAUCUUGUUAUGCGUUACUGAAUUGCUUCAGCCACUGUGAUUUCAGUCACCAUCCUGUCAGGAAGGAAGGAGGAACACAGAGCCUCCCUCCAAGGCCAACGUUAGUGUCACUUAUUUAAUCAGCAAGCAUAGAGUGAUCAUACUGCAGCACUGGCUGUGCUUUCUUCCUCUGUACCCAGUGACUGUGUACCAAGGGCUGAGGGACUGAAAUCUUCAAGUCAUUUUGUUCAGUCUCCUGCAUGGUAGCAUCAGCAUCUUUUGUGUUUUGAAUAAUCUCCUAACUUUAUCUAGAUAAAGAUGUCUGAAUGUUGCCAGAGAUAUCUUUUUCUUUUUAAUUAAAAAGUAGCUUAAGCUGCUUUGAAUGUGUUUGGUAGAUUUAAUCACUCUCUGCCUUAUAUUGUUUAAUGGUUUCUAAUUUUGCAGUGUUAGCAUUUUAAAAGGCACUUUAGAUUUAAAAUUGAAGAACAAAUUCUCAUAGGUUCCCUGGUGAAAAGAUUUUAGUUGGAGGUGCAGUUUCACGAAUGGAUAAUUUGGGGCAAAUUUUCAAACUGAGACAUAGGGAAUAGGGGACAUUGCUCUGCCUUCUACCACCAGAAGUCAUUUGCACACCUCCUGCUGCAAAUUUCUAUUCUAUUGCAAGUGUUUAUAAAUGUGCAGUGUUUUGCUUUUAAACGUAUUGUGGAGACAGAAGGAUGAGGGAAGUUUUGCUUGAAAGAGACAGAUUAACCUAUUUGUGGUCCUGAAAAAUGUCAUCAUCUUGGUUUUAGCUGAAUUAAUAGCACACAGUUUCUACAGAAGAGGAUGGAGAUGCUGCAGGUAGAAGAAAUAGGACACUAUUUCGACUGUACUGUACUUUCAUAUAAUUAGUAUUCACCAUAAGCAGUUAAUCACCAGAGAAGAGCUCCCAGAGACAAAACAAGUUGUUUAGCUUGUCAGCAUCAGGGAAUCGGAGGUGUUGAAACAUGACUCCUUAUAUCUGGAAGUGGAUAUUACAGAAGCUAGUGGAUGAUCUAAUGCACAGUCGUAGUAUUAUGUGCCAACAGCUCCCCUUGCAGUACAAAUCUGUUAUUGUUCUUGCAAGUAAGAUUAUGGUUUAAAAUGCUUCUUGGGAACCUUUCACAAUGGAAAACAAUGAUCUUUUCAGAUAAUUCGUAAGGUCACCUAGCCUGUCUUUCAUAUUUAUCAUUUUCUUCUAGCACAUAAUAUUCUCUAACUCAUCAAGAGAGAAGGUUACUAAAUACUGGUAUUAAGUGCUUCUCCAAGACUAUUUUCAGAUAAUAUUCUCUGGUUUUAGUUCUGGAUAGUUUAGUUUUGAACACAAAGCAUUCAGUCAUAACUUCAAAUAAUUUACCUGCCUGUGUCCGUGCUAUCUGAAGGCCCCAGAGCGGAGUUUCAAGAAACGUGCAGUGACAGCCACCUGAGCUAUCUGAGAAAGGUAUCUUUUGUCUUGCCCUGAGUCUAUUAUGUGGGAAACUCUAAUAUUUGUUUCCUUACAAGGGUCACAGUCUUUCUGGGAUAGGCUCCUCACCGUGUUUCUUGGACAGCUAGAAAUACUCACAGCAUUCUUUGUCUGAAAUUGACAGGGAAGAAUCUUCUGAGACCUGCAUCGAUUUCCCACUCUAAAUUCCUGCUAUUGUUUGCAGAUUAACUAGCAGAAUGGGUUCUUCACAGGUCUCUUGUGAGCUACUCAUGGUUUCCCUUGAAUCCUGUCCAUACUGAUCCUCAUGCUAAUUAGAGCAUGUUGCAAGAGGUGAAGGUGAGUUAUAAUCCUUUCAGUGUUUUCACAGCCCUGCCCUGUCUUGUCUUCCCCAGCAGAAGAGCAGGGAGGCUGGAUUUAACACUCUGCUUCCUCUCUGGCGGUAUGUUAAGUGGCCAUUACAACUCGAGGCUUGCCUAGGAAAUAAUAAUUUUUCUGCUCAACCUGACUAAGUAGUUUUGCUUGUUUUGCAGUAUUCACUUCCUCACUUUGUGUGCUACAAUAGCAGCUGGUGCUGGCCUGUCCAAAUGUGCAGUAUUCCAAAUAGACUCUGAGAACUUUUCUAGAACAAUUAAAUCCUUUUUUUCUUCCAUCAUAUGUGAAUUUUCACUGACUUCAGGAGAAACUCUUAGGAAAAAGACUUCAGAAAAUAUUCCUGAGGAGUUUUUUUUCCUAUCCUCCUUGGCAGGGUUUGCAUCUUCAGGAGCUUGUGUAAGUGAAGACGUCUGGUUUUCACUCCUUUCUGCUAGCAAGGAGUGCUAAAAAAAAGAAGGGAUUAAAAAAAUUGCAGGUCACUUCUUCCUGGAGAAAGGCAAAAGAUGCAAAGCUACAUUGUAUCAUUAUCCUUGUUGCUUUUAAAAUUGCAUCUUAUGACUUAUUUUCUGGUAUUCAUCUUUAGGUCACCCCCACCUCGCCCCCUUUUUUUCCAUUGUUCAGAGAAAGUUAAAUAUGUAAGGUAGUACAAGGUACGAGUACAAUUGCAGAACUAAAAUGUUCUGAAAAGCAUCGGAACUUUUUGGUAGUCUCUGGGAACAGGUUUGCAGGGAUAAUCUUGUUCUGUGCAAGGACAUACUUCAACUGAAAAUGAUGAAACGUGAUGAUUGCCUGGAGGAAUGAUUGAAAACAUUGUGGGAGAUGAGAAGAUGAUUUUAGGAUACAUACACAUACAUCUAAGAAAGUCCUAGUCUCUGUCAGGAGCUCAGGGCAGUGGUCUUCCUCACCUCACAGUGUCAGAGAACUACGUGCUUGUUCUCCAAAAUCAGUUUUAUCUAUGCCGUACCUUUCAAGAACGGGGGCCAUUCUUUCUCCGGCGUCUGAGAUUACCAAAGAGGUAGCUGAAGAAAUGCAUGAACCCUUGCUGAGAUCUGAUGUCAGCAAUUAGCCCUCUUAGAGACAGAUGGUCUAGGCAAUUAGCCUUUCCCUUCAGUGCUGGCAUCAGCCAGAUGGGCUGGGCUAGGUCCAGUAAGCUUUCUUUAAUCAGCAGAGUAUUUUCCCCUUUUCUUCAUCUUUAAGAUGUCAAGGAACUUUGUUCUUUUCCUGAACCUUCUUCAUCUAAAGCCUUACAUUUAAGCAACUCUUGCACUGACAGUGAGGUAGCAGUAACAAAUUCACAGGUGAACACAGGCAUGAGUCAGGAAACACCCUGCAAGAAAAGAAUGACUUGUCUCAGUUUGCUUCUUCUUUUUCCUACAAAGGCAGAGGAAUCGUUAAUAGUGGCAAAGCACCAAAAAAGAGCAGGACUAAUGGGAGUCAGUAAAGACUACAGCCUCACUCACCUAGAAAAGAGCGAAGAGAGGGGAUUUUCAAAUUGACAUGUUCAAAAUAUGUCUAGUUCUCUGAAAUAGAUAGGUCCCUGACAAUAAAAGCCAUGUUAAUGAGUAUUGAGAGAGAGACAGCUUGUGAGAUAAUGUAACUUCCUCCAACCCCAAAGGCGUGACUUUCUGUAUUCAUAACAAUGCUAAGCCUGAUGGAUGCGCUUUCCAGAAAUCAGGCGUACUCUCUGAAGUCAGAAGCAUGCAACAACUCUGUUCUUUCUCAGAAAAAUAGUUCUUCUUAAGACCUUGUCCUGUAAGAAUGAAUCGUAUCAUGGUUUUGGCCAUAAAAAAUAAAUAAACAAAAACAAAUUAAAAAGCCCAUCUGCUUUUAAACUAUUCCUAACUAGCUUACGAUGACAUGAGUAAGUCAACCCCAGCUCAUUUCAACACGCCUUUCUCAGUAAAGUUUAUUAUAGCCAAGACAAUCUAAACCAUAGUGAUGUGAGCUUCCAACAGGAAGGCUGUAGUGGCUGGCGCAAUUGAACCAAUUGAUUCAAGCCCGCAGCUAGUGAAUGGCAGAGGCAGAACCAAUAUUUAGGAGUUUUUUUUUUUCCUGUC
Molecule: messenger RNA, 5232 nt
Organism: Coturnix japonica (Japanese quail)
Lineage: Eukaryota; Metazoa; Chordata; Aves; Galliformes; Phasianidae
Gene: ATG10
Product: autophagy related 10
Biological process (GO): autophagosome assembly; autophagy of mitochondrion; protein modification by small protein conjugation
Cellular component (GO): cytosol
Molecular function (GO): Atg12 conjugating enzyme activity
Source: RefSeq, a predicted model, not a curated record